This is a messenger RNA of Branchiostoma belcheri (Belcher's lancelet), 2278 nucleotides long. RefSeq names its product nectin-2-like. Bases 151 to 1065 code for a protein of 304 amino acids. The record is from RefSeq and is a predicted model, not a curated record. The transcript is spliced from 8 exons. NCBI's taxonomy places the organism in Eukaryota, Metazoa, Chordata, Leptocardii, Amphioxiformes, Branchiostomatidae.
CGGAAGUGGUACUGCCGUAUCCGGUCCGAGUCUGAGAGCCGAGGCGUGUAGGCGUGGUUAGUGGCACGUAUGUUUGUCUUUCACCGCUGAACAUACCAGUCUGAUCUUCAGGGCCGAACAAACGUGCAGGGGGCUCCCCACUGAUCCACCAUGGAAAAAACUACUACCCAACGCGUCCGCUGGAUUUGCCUGUGCCUUGUUUUUGCUACAGCACUACACGAAGGUGUCCUGGCAGCUGUAACAGAUGCAGACACCGGUCCUUUCAUCACAGACUCCCUGGACGGGGACAUGUUAGAGUUGAGGUGCACGGCAGAGAAACUGAGCGACCCGACAGCUACCAUCACCUGGCAUCAGGACGGACCAAACGGGACUGUGCUAGCUUUUGCCAUCAGCAGUGACGGAGAUGCAGCUGCCGGCACUCUGAAGUUCACAGCUACCACGUCAUUCAACGUGUCAGGGACAGGGGCAGUAGCCAAGGACACAACCUACGCCUGCAAAGUAGUAUUUGGGGCAACAACACUGUGGCAGGCUGUCGUUACAGGAGACCCCACACCCAGAUCCCUGCGUCUGACACCUGACCGUGCACAGCUGUACUAUGGAGACAUCCUGACCCUGGCCUGUCCUAACUAUGGCUCACAGACAGACCCGGAUACACUGCCUGCUGACCCACUCACUGUACCUUCACCACAGGUUGAGUGGCAGGUCAACUCCACAGAUCCCUGGACAGGGGCCCUACCAGCAGGGGCAAGUGUAGAGGACAGCCAGCUCAUCAUUACAAACCUGGAUGAUUCUCACAUUGGAGAGUACUACUGCCGUUCCACCAACACUUACAGUGCCAAGUUUGCAUUUUACGAUGUUGCCGACUUGAUGGUGGCCCCUAUAACUACAGCUGCCCCAACUACUACCCCAACUUCAGAUAAUACAGGUGCUAUAGUAGGAGGGGUAAUUGGCGGCAUAAUUGCGGCCAUCAUUCUAGGUGUUUUGGCAUACUUUGGGUGUCAACAUUACAGCAAAUCACAGAGAGAAUCUGCGAAGUACACUGCGGCCGCGUCAGACCCAGUGUAACUGACUGAAGAUAUCUGAUGACUAAUAAUAACAAGCCGUCAGAUCUAUCUUUCAAGGCCUUAAUUCAAUGUUGUCUAUGCACAUAACAUAUUUGGCUUGUAACUGUAAAAUGAAGUACACUGCGGCCGCAUCAGACCCAGUGUAACUGACUGAAGAUAUCUGAUGACUAAUAAUAACAAGCCAUCAGAUCUAUCUUUCAAGGCCUUAAUUCAAUGUUGUCUAUGCACAUAACAUAUUUGGCUUGUAACUGUAAAAUGUUAAAAGAAAAACUUUUUAGAAGUUGAAUACCUAGAGAGCUUAAGUGUAGUCAUGUUAUUGCAAACGUCAGCUUUGGAGUGCAUUUGGUGUAAAAUUUUGUCUAGACAAACUCUAUAAGUUUUGUCAUUUUGUAAUGAGUGCAAACCUUUCAUCAAAAACCUACAUGAGAAUUGUAAUAUUUGGUUUGGCAUAUUUUUAGAAGCCUUAAGAGCAGUGUUUUUGUUACGAAGAGGAGGUAAAGUUGGUAAAGCCUACAUGUAUGUGUUAACAGUUUGCAACAUUUUUGCUCAGGUCACACCAACUUAAUGACUUUGCUCAAUAAUGAGGUGCAAAACAGUGAAAUUUAAAUAAGAAGGACAAAAAUCAAGAAGGGGGGAGUUGCACAUCUUUGGUGUGACAAAAACCCAUAAGUGAUGAUAUAAUAGUUUAUUCCAAUAUCAUUACUGUAAAUACAGUGACUGUACUAUCAAACCUACAAGUGCAUUGCAUAUUAAAUAUGAACAUAAUUGUGGUAGAUUUUAAGUAGUGGUAGGGCAAAAACUAUUACUAGUACAUGAAACCCCAUAGCCUUAGAGAGACAGUAGUCAAAUAAUCUUAACUACCUUGCAUCGUCAGUGACGUCUUCAGAGGAAAUAUAAUGAUUUAAUCAUUGUCAAGUUAAUGCAGCUUCACUUAGACUGCUUAGUGCUAGCUGUCAUUAGUAGUAGAAGGUGAUGUUGACUGUAUGUUGAUCUUUUGUCAGUAAUUCUUUAAUUUGAUGCGUAACAAUCCAUGUAAUAGUCACCUUGUACCCAAUACGAUAAUCUGGAAAUAUUUGCAGUUUACAACAUUUUCUACAUAUUUGUGUGUGCCAACCAUGAAACAUUUCAUGGCUAAUACACAGAUGCUGCUGCUUUGUGUAUUAGGGUCCUGUUUCACUAUGCUGCCUACAGAGUAAAAUUGCUGGUCCACACUA